Messenger RNA from Hibiscus syriacus, 327 nucleotides. RefSeq lists its product as uncharacterized. The coding region runs from base 1 to 327 and encodes 108 amino acids. The transcript has a single exon. The record is from RefSeq and is a predicted model, not a curated record. NCBI's taxonomy places the organism in Eukaryota, Viridiplantae, Streptophyta, Magnoliopsida, Malvales, Malvaceae.
AUGGAGAUUCAGAUUAGUUAUAAGAAUAAACACAGGAGAGCCCAAACGGCAGUUGCUUCAGCUUCAUUGCCAGUCAACAUCCCACACUGGUCCAAGACUCUCCAAGCGGAAUACAUAGAACAUGGGAAAACCGAUGAAGAUGUUAUCGUCGGCGGCGGCGGAGAAGACAACAGCGAUGGAGACGGAAGGGUUCCGCCGCAUGAGUAUUUGGCUAGGAGGAGAGGGGCUUCGUUUUUGGUCCAUAAAGGAAUUGGAAGGGCUUUGAAAGGAAGAGAUUUACGUCGCGUUAGAAAAGUUGUUUGGAAAAGAAGAGGUUUUGAAGGUUAA